Molecule: messenger RNA, 752 nt
Organism: Limulus polyphemus (Atlantic horseshoe crab)
Lineage: Eukaryota; Metazoa; Arthropoda; Merostomata; Xiphosura; Limulidae
Exons: 2
Coding region: 148-615 (155 amino acids)
Source: RefSeq, a predicted model, not a curated record
CAACACAGUAGCUUAACUUAUGUUUAAUGUAAACCACCGGUCUUCGAUAGGCUCAGAGUUUCCUAAAAGGAAUUUCGCGAACGGAAGAGAGAGUAAACAAAUAUUUUCUUGGUGAAAAUAAACGAGAGAUUUCGGAAUUAACCUGACAUGAACCAUUUUAUAGCAAGGGCGAUUGUAAUUAUUGUUGGUACAUAUAUGGAUAAAGUGACAGAAACUUCAGGAUAUAUUCAUCCCACAAAUAUCGACCUCUAUCCUGGUCGUUUCGUCGGAACAGGUAGUGUUCGGCAGUUAUACAGCUCCAGAGCCAUAGAACUCGAAUGUGAUUUUGCAGAAUCAAACAUUCAACUUGUUUCCAACGUAGUUUGGGAGAAGAUUGAAGGGCCUUAUCCCUACGCUCACAAUUCACCUUCUUAUGAAUGUCCCAGAUGUUCUAUUCGUCAUAUCGAUAUUGACAACUAUCGCUACAACGUCAGAGACUUACAAGAUAGUUCCUUUCUUCGCAUCAAAGACGUUUUAAUUGAUGAUUAUGGCGUUUACCGCUGCAGUGGCACGUCACAACUUUCCCGUUCUGGAGAUACGGAAACAGUUUACAAGAUUGUGGAAUUUUUUCAGUAAUCUGCAUAAAAACUCGCAACUUUCACUAAAAUUGUUUAAGUUUUCGUGAUAUUCAAGACGUCUAAUGUGUGAGAUAAAUUGUGUAGCAAAAAUUUAAAUGUACUCUUAGCAUAUAUUUAGGUUUCUAAAAGUAUUAC